Molecule: messenger RNA, 2599 nt
Organism: Lipotes vexillifer (Yangtze River dolphin)
Lineage: Eukaryota; Metazoa; Chordata; Mammalia; Artiodactyla; Lipotidae
Gene: MICALL1
Product: MICAL like 1
Exons: 16
Coding region: 25-2583 (852 amino acids)
Molecular function (GO): protein binding
Source: RefSeq, a predicted model, not a curated record
CCGGGCCCGAGCCCCGCGCGGCUCAUGGCGGGGCCGCGGGUCGCGCUGCUGGCUUGGUGCCGCCGCCAGUGCGAGGGCUACCGCGGCGUGGACAUCCGCGACCUGAGCAGCUCCUUCCGGGACGGCCUGGCCUUCUGCGCCAUCCUGCACCGGCACCGGCCCGACCUGCUAGAGUUUGAUUCACUUUCCAAGGACAAUGUCUUUGAGAAUAACCGUUUGGCCUUUGAAGUGGCUGAGAAGGAGCUGGGAAUCCCUGCUCUCCUGGACCCCAGUGACAUGGUCUCCAUGCGUGUCCCUGACUGCCUCAGCAUCAUGACCUACGUGUCCCAAUAUUACAAUCACUUCGCCAGCCCUGGCCAAGCUGGGGUCUCAUCACCCAGAAAGGGCCUGGCAGCAUCUUCCCCGCCAUCCAAAGCACCCACUCCCGCGGAACCAGGAGGCAGGGCUCAGGGCGAUGAGUGCUCCUCGGGCAGCCUUUCAGAGCAGGGCGCCCACCGGACCCCCAGCAGCACGUGUGCGGCCUGCCAGCAGCACGUGCACCUGGUGCAGCGUUACCUGGCCGACGGCAAGCUGUACCACCGGCACUGCUUCCGGUGUCGGCGGUGCUCCAGCACCCUGCUCCCCGGAGCUUACAGGAGUGGGCCAGAAGAGGGCACCUUCGUGUGUGCGGAGCAGUGCGCCAGGCUGGGCCCUGGUGGGCGGUCAGGGGCCAGGCCCGUACUCCCCGCACAGCCAAAGCAGCAGCAACUUAUAGAAGAAGCCAAGGAUGUGGAGAGAGGCGGCCCCAGCCCUAAUGCGGCUGCAGGGCCCGAGGUGGACGUACCCAAGGCCAGCCCCGACGGCCGACCCCAGAUCCCCACCAAGCCCCGGGUUCCUGGCAAACCACAGGAGCUGGCCAGCACCCCGGGCAGCCGCCCCACACCUGCCCCCAGGAAGGCCUCUGAGAGCACAGCCCUGACGCUCCCCACGCCCCGGCCCCGGUCCAGCCUGCAGCAGGAGAACUUGGUGGAGCAGGGAGGCGCCAGCAGCCUGGUGAAUGGGAAGCUGCAUGAGCCCCCCAUCCCCAAGCCCAGAGGGACACCCAAGCUGUCAGAGAGGACACCAGCGCCCAGGAAAGACCCCCCAUGGAUCACACUGGUGCAGGCAGAGCCAAAGAAGAAGCCAGCCCCCCUGCCCCCGAGCAGCAGCCCCGGGCCAGCACCCCCGGGCCGGGACAGCAGGCAGGUGGAGAACGGAGGUGUGCAUGAGGUGGCUGGCCCGGAGCCCAAGCCCUACAACCCCUUCGAGGAGGAGCAGGAAGAGCCCCCAGCUGCACCCCGUGCAGCUACCGGCCCUGCCCCGACUCACCCGGAGUCCACACCCAAGUCCCUGCACCCCUGGUAUGGCAUCACCCCCACGAGCAGCCCCAGGACAAAGAAGCGCCCCGCCCCCCGAGCACCCAGUGCAUCCCCCCUUGCUCUCCACACCUCCCGCCUGUCACACUCGGAGCCACCCUCAGCCACCCCGUCGCCAGCCCUCAGCGUGGAAAGCCUGUCAUCCGAGAGCUCCAGCCAGCCCCUAAGUGGGGAGCUUCUGGAGCCGCCAGUUGUGCCCAAGAGCUCCUCAGAGCCUGCUGUCCAUGCCCCGGGCAGCCCUGGGACCUCGGCCAGCCUCUCUGCCAAUUCCUCCCUGUCCUCCUCUGGGGAGCUGGUGCAGCCCAGUGUGGACCAGACACCUCAAGCCAGCCCUGGCCUUGCCCCCAGUACUAGGGGCAGCCCAGGUCCCCCUCCAGCCAAGCCUUGCAGUGGCGCUGCUCCCACCCCUCUCGUGCUGGUUGGAGACAAGAGCCCUGCGCCUUCCCCUGGAACCUCGUCCCCACAGCUCCAGGUAAAGUCUUCCUGCAAGGAGAAUCCUUUUAACCGGAAGGCAUCACCCACAGCGUCCCCAACCGUAAAGAAGGCCACCAAGGGCUCCAAGCCAGCGAGACCGCCUGCCCCAGGACACGGCUUUCCGCUCAUCAAACGCAAGGUUCAGGCUGACCAGUACAUCCCCGAGGAGGACAUCCGUGGAGAGAUGGACACCAUCGAGCGUCAGCUGGAUACCCUGGAGCACCGUGGGGUCCUGCUGGAGGAGAAGCUGCGUGGUGGAGUGGACGAGGGCCGUGAGGAUGACAUGCUGGUGGACUGGUUCAAGCUCAUCCACGAGAAGCAUCUGCUGGUUCGGCGGGAGUCCGAGCUCAUCUAUGUCUUCAAGCAGCAGAACCUGGAGCAACGCCAGGCUGACGUGGAGUAUGAGCUCCGGUGCCUUCUCAACAAGCCAGAAAAGGACUGGACAGAACAGGACCGGGGCCGAGAGAAGGUGCUGAUGCAGGAGCUUGUGACCCUCAUCGAGCAGCGCAACGCCAUCGUCAACUGCCUAGAUGAGGACCGGCAGAGGGAGGAAGAGGAAGAUAAGAUGUUGGAAGCCAUGAUCAAGAAGAAAGAGUUCCAGAAGGAGGCUGAACCCGAGGGCAAGAAGAAGGGGAAGUUCAAGACCAUGAAGGUGCUGAAGCUGCUAGGAAACAAGCGUGAUACCAAGAGCAAGUCCCUGGGAGACAAGAGCUAACAGCGUGGGCUGCCAG